CCGAGUACAAAUCCAGGACUGCUGAAUUCAGAAGAUUGCCUCCUAAACUCAAAGUGUCCUUACCAAACUUUAGACCCCAGGAAAUCCACACAGAUCAGCUGAUUGAACAGUUUGGUUCUCUCUCAGCAUUAUCCUUCACUAUAGAGGAACAAGUCAUGCCGCCACUUGGAGACGCGUACUCUGCGCAAGACCGGUCACUGAUGGAUGUACCCUGGCUUAUCACAGAUAUAGACACUGCAGUGUAUGUAGAUCUACUCGGUGUGACAUGUCUGAAUGAUACAGAAAUCUGGACGCAUGGGGAUAACAUGAUGAAACUCUUUAACCUCCGGGGGGAACUAAUGGAGUCCAUCAAAUCCAAGUCAGGAAACGAACCAGACGACAUAGCAGUCACAAGGAGUGGGGAUCUAGUUUAUACUGAUUACAAAGAUAGAACUGUGAACAUAGUGAAGAAUAAACAAAUACAGACAUUGAUCAGACUACGGGGGUGGGAACCUCGCGGUGUCUGUAGUACCUCCUCUGGUGACCUCCUGGUUGUCAUGGACAGUGAUGAUAAACAAUCCAAAGUCGUGUGUUACACUGGCUCCACAGAGAAACAAAGUAUUCAGUACGAUGACAAAGUACAACGUCUCUAUCUAUAUGGUGACAUGAAAUACAUCAGUGAGAACAGGAACCUAGAUAUCUGUGUGUCAGACUGUGACGCCGGUGCAGUAGUGGUGGUCAAUCAGGCCGGAAAAUUCCGGUUUACCUACACUGGUCCUCCCUCUACUACUAAGGGAUCAUUUAGUCCAUUGGGCAUCACAACAGACAGCCAGGGUCGGAUCCUGACAGCAGACUAUUACAACCACCGUAUCCACAUCCUGGAUCAGGACGGACAGUUCCUCCGCUACAUUGACAACUGUGAUUUAGACCGUCCAUGGGGUUUAUGUGUGGACACCAGAGACAACCUCUUUGUGGCCGAGUGUGACACAGGUAAAGUGAAGAAAAUCCUAUAUUACAUGUAA
Messenger RNA from Magallana angulata, 1001 nucleotides. RefSeq names its product tripartite motif-containing protein 2-like. Bases 156 to 1001 code for a protein of 281 amino acids. NCBI's taxonomy places the organism in Eukaryota, Metazoa, Mollusca, Bivalvia, Ostreida, Ostreidae. The transcript has a single exon. The record is from RefSeq and is a predicted model, not a curated record. Gene Ontology annotation, molecular function: protein binding.